Prunus armeniaca (apricot) is the source of this 759-nucleotide messenger RNA. Lineage: Eukaryota; Viridiplantae; Streptophyta; Magnoliopsida; Rosales; Rosaceae. The record is from the annotation of a GenBank genome assembly.
AUGGCUUUAUUGAAGCCACAGAGUACCAUCCUCUUGUACCCUAGUUGGAACCGUCUCACAUUUGCAAACAUGGAUCCAGCUGAGCUGAGAGCAAUCUACUCGAACCUGUAUCAAAAUAAGGACGGUCCCAACAAUAGAAGCUUAAUGUUUUGGGAGAGGAAAGCCCCACCAGGUUCCAUCAGAGGCACCUUUCAAAUCACAGCAGCAGAUAUAGAAACACUGAGGCAAUUGUUGAAGGCUAAAUUGGUAGAGCAAAAACAACAAGAUAUUCGUUUAGUUGUGUCAACUUUCACUCUAGCAUGUGCCUAUACACGGGUUUGCAUAGACAAGGCAGAGGAAAUAAACACCGACCAAACACGUCUUGCUUUUAACGUGGACUGCAGGUCUCGCUUGGAUCCUCCUGUAACUCAAAAACCAUUUUGGGAACUGCAUAGUGGGACGUACAUCAGUUGCCGAAACAAAAGCCUUGUUUGGAGGGGGGGUUUGGAUGGGGCAGAGAAUUGGGUUUCAAGAGUGUUCGCUGUGAGCAGUGAGAAAAUGCUUGUGCUUGCCGGUUCACAUCGGUUUGUGGUUUAUGAGUCUGAUUUUGGACGGGGAAGACCAAAGAAGGUUGAGAUUGUUUCCAUAGAUAGAGCCAGAGCUAUCUCCUUUUCAGAUCCCCAAACCGAUGCUGGGGUUGUUGAUGUUGGUUUGGUCUUAGACAAACAUAACAUGCAGGUUUCUGCUUCUCUAUUUGCUAAAGGUCUUGAAAACCCUUGA